This is a messenger RNA of Coniophora puteana RWD-64-598 SS2, 4399 nucleotides long. Its product is annotated as gamma-adaptin. Gene Ontology annotation, biological process: receptor-mediated endocytosis; intracellular protein transport; Golgi to vacuole transport. Lineage: Eukaryota; Fungi; Basidiomycota; Agaricomycetes; Boletales; Coniophoraceae. Gene Ontology annotation, molecular function: clathrin-cargo adaptor activity. Gene Ontology annotation, cellular component: membrane coat; Golgi apparatus; AP-1 adaptor complex. Bases 24 to 2555 code for a protein of 843 amino acids. The record is from RefSeq and is a predicted model, not a curated record. The transcript is spliced from 17 exons.
GUACAGGCAGGUCCGAGACAGUCAUGCCAUACCACAAUCUCAAGGCGCUGAUCAAGGGAAUACGAGCAUGCAAGACCGUAGCAGACGAACGGGCACUCAUCCAGCAGGAAUCUGCUGCCAUUCGCGCUUCAUUCAGAGAAGAAGACACUUACAUGAGGUACCAUAACAUUGCCAAGCUGCUCUACAUCCACAUGCUCGGUUCCCCCGCGCACUUUGGUCAGAUUGAAUGCUUGAAGCUGGUUGCUAGUCCUCGAUUCACCGAUAAACGGCUUGGAUAUCUCGGCAUCAUGCUGCUCUUGGAUGAAAACCAGGAGGUUCUUACUCUUGUUACGAACUCUCUCAAAAAUGACAUGAAUCAUUCCAACAUGUACGUCGUCGGCCUUGGACUGUGCACGUUCGCGAACAUCGCGUCAGAAGAGAUGUCACGAGAUCUGGCCAAUGAGAUUGAGAAGCUUCUUGGUUCAAGUAACACCUACAUACGAAAGAAGGCAGCGCUUUGCGCCCUUCGAGUCAUUAAAAGGGUCCCAGACUUGACCGACCAUUUUGUGUCCAAGGCAAAGAACCUUCUUACAGAUCGCAAUCAUGGUGUCCUACUCUCGGCAAUAACACUCGUGACUGAAAUGUGUCAGUUGGACCAAGAGUGUCUAAAUGAAUUCCGUAAUGCUGUUCCAUUACUCGUCCGUAACCUCAAGGCGCUUGUCACGACAGGUUACAGCCCAGAACACGAUGUUUCUGGCAUCACCGACCCUUUCCUCCAAGUCAAGGUCCUACGACUGCUUCGACUUCUCGGCAGGGGCGAUGUUGAGGCCAGUGAGACCAUGAAUGAUAUUCUAGCUCAGGUUGCGACAAACACCGAUGGCUCCAAGAAUGUUGGAAAUUCCAUUCUCUACGAGACGGUUCUCACCGUCCUGGACAUUGAGGCGGACACUGGUCUUCGCGUGAUGGCCAUCAACAUUUUGGGCAAAUUCUUGAGCAAUCGAGAUAACAAUAUUCGAUACGUUGCAUUGAACACUCUGAACAAAGUGGUGUCAAUGGAUACGAACGCUGUUCAACGGCACCGCAACAUCAUCCUCGAUUGUUUGCGCGACGGCGACAUUUCGAUCCGAAGGAGGGCACUUGAGCUGUCGUAUGCUCUGAUUAACGAACAGAAUGUCCGCCUCUUAAUUCGAGAACUCUUGGCGUUCCUUGAAGUGGCUGAUGACGAGUUUAAACUGGGCAUGACGACUCAAAUUUCUCUCGCUGCGGAGCGAUUUGCACCUAACAAGCGAUGGCACAUUGAUACCGUCCUUCGUGUGCUUAAGCUUGCAGGAAACUUCGUCCGAGAGGAGAUUCUGUCUGCAUUCAUCCGGCUAGUUGCUCAUACGCCAGAACUACAAGCGUACACCGCCUCGAAACUCUACACCGCCCUGCAACAGGACAUCUCGCAGGAGUCGCUGACUCUGGCUGCUGUCUGGGUAAUAGGCGAGUACAGUGAGAUAUUGCUUGAAGGCGGCAUAGUGGACGAAGAUUCGGCGAGAACGGCCAGUGACAAAGAAAUCUUGGACCUACUCCUCUCAACACUAGACUCGCCUUAUGCCAAUUUCCUUAUUCGACAGUUCGUUCUUGCCGCUAUCACAAAGAUGUCUUCACGUUCGACGACCAGCGCUGAGCAGCAAGCACGGAUCUCCGAGGUUCUCGGCAAGUAUGUGGCUAGCCCCGAGCUGGAGCUCCAACAGCGUGCUGUUGAGUUCGCAAGCCUAUUCAACCUGGGCGAACUGCGGAGCGGUGUCCUUGAGCGAAUGCCACCGCCAGAACUGAAGGCUACUGUAGUUGGAGUUGUUAGUGAGAACAGACCUGUUGGGUCGACUAGAAACGAUGGUGACCUUCUUGGCGAUGACAUCUCGCAACCCGUGGCUCAACCAGCGGUCAAUGGACAAGGUACUCAGAACAGCCAAGACCUUCUUGCCGAAAUCUUUGGGAGCUCCGCGCCGUCGACCUCUUCACCUACCUCCGCUGUCCCAUCACAGCCACAAAAGGCGAGCGUUAACGACAUCCUCGGCCUCUUCGAUCAGGGCUCGUCUCCUUCCCCAAGCGUCACCUCGCCAACCUCUGCUCCCUCGAAUGAUAUCUCGUCGCUCUUCGGUGGCGCCCCUUCCCAGCCUGCACCACAGCCACCAAGAACUCAGUCGCAGCAACAGCUGCCAGCAUCGCAACAGACUACGUACACCGCGUACGAUAAGGAUGAGCUCAAGAUCACGCUGACGCCCCAGACCUCCGCCCAACGGCCCGGCGUCGUGAACAUUAUGGCGCGAUUCCAGGUUUUAGGCUCGGACGUAGCAACGGGAGUGAACUUCCAGGUCGCAGUUCCACAGCGACAUCAGCUGCAGAUGCUACCUAUGUCGAAUGCUGACGUUAGCCCCGGUGCAACUGAGGAGCAGCGGAUGCGGAUCAUCGUGCCACCAGGGGCAAACAUCCGACUACGUAUCCGGGUGUCGUAUAACCUUGCUGAACGGGCGGUGCAGAACCAGGUCGACUUCAGCGGGUUUCCACCAGGGCUAACGGGCAUCGCGAGUUAGUCAGGAGACGGUUUACGCGAUUUAUGAGCCUCUUUGUGAUAUUAGAUUACUUAUAACAUGAGGAUGAUACGGUUUAACCGCCUCCACGUCUCUUGACACUCAGCCAGCAGUCUGCUAGCGCGGGAUUCUGCGAGACGCAUCGUCUAAAAGACUCUUUAGCCCAGUCAACGCGGACGUGGCAACACUUUCCCCCACUGCUUUUACGGCAAUAGCGGCGCGUCCGAGACCUUGAUAGCCCGACGCCACAAAUUCGAGACCUGAAGCACCCAGGUUAUUUGCACUGCCAGCACCAGCGCCCAUCAUCAACGCAGCCUUCACGGUGUCGAGCUCGUUGAUGACUUCAAGGCCUACGGAUCGCAACCAAACGAUGGGCUCGGCAGUGGUCGUGUAGAGCUUUUGCAGCUUAUCGACGGCGGACAUGAUCUUGUGAUUCUCGAAGUAGCGCUCGCGCGCGUACGGCAGCAAAGCCGUGUAUGAGCCAAUAUCACCGCCGCGCACGAGUUGCUCAGUAAUACACUUUGACAAUGCCUCUGCAUCUCCCAGUCCGAGAUUGAGUCCUUGUCCCGCGAGCGGAUGCACGCUAUGCGCAGCAUCGCCUACGAGGACCGUACGCCUCCCCUUCCCCUCGCCAACAUAGUAUUCUGCGUGGUUGUACCUGAGCGGGAACGACGCGAUUGUGCCCGGCUGGAUUGCCGUUACGAGCGGUGGGACCAUGUCCGCGUCGUCAGGCGGUAUCCCACCUGUCGGCUUCGCGGUGGCCGACGCAUACGCCGAAUAGCUCGGUAUUGAGUGCGACCGCUCCCGCCAUGCGAUUUCCUCCACAAGCUUCUCGGGUGAGAGCGGUGCCCCUGGGUCGGCCGCAGCGGCGAUGACCUGGUCGUACAGGUCACGCAUGGAGGCUUCGGGGAGACGGAAGGCAGCGUUGGUCAUGCGCAGGAGAAUAUCUGGGGAAGUCUUGGUGAGUGCUGCAGCAAUAUGUGGCUUCGUUGACCAGACAAGGGAAGAUGUGGUCGGCGACAUGGGUAGGAAGGCAAUUGGGCCAGUGGGUAGGAAGCGUUGGAAGGCACAGAACGGAGUGGUGUCCGCAGGUCCUCGCGGGGCAUGUUCAAGGGUUGCCACUAUGGCUUGCGUCUCAUACGACCAGCCAUAUGAAGGAAUCUGCGCGUAAGAACGUACGGGGGAGUUAAAACCGUCUGCGCCAACAAGAAGGCGGGCUUGCAACACUCUGCCGUCUGAUAGAUGCACGAGAGGCCAGCCGUAUUCGUUACUUUCGAUAGACUCCACCUUGACGCGAUCCAGAACGGAGACAUUUGGAACAGAGGCGAGGUGUCUCAAUAAGGCACGCUGUAGGUUGAGAUUUUCCGUCAUACGGGCCAUUUGACUACACUCAGGAGGCAUGUCUAGAGGGAGGUCUCGGGCAUCGAAGUGAAUUCGCGCAUUCGAGACGCCGUCCCAUACUUGCAUCUGGUGGACAGGAACUGUUCGAGCAUGUUCGACGUACUGCCAUGCCCCAGUACGGGUCAAGAAGGCUUGAGAACUGUUGGUUAUUGAGCUAACACGGUUGGAGAAGCUCCUCUCUGCCGGGCUCCACUCCCUGACUUUUGAAAGGUCGCCAGCUUCAAUCAACGCCAGCUUCAGACCGUCACGAAAGAUGGGUUGUGAGCCUAAUGCACUGGCAAGAGCGAGUCCGACCGGUCCUCCGCCAACGAUGACCACAUCAUGCUCCUCGGGUGAGGCCUCGGAGCUGAGCUUCCUAAUAGCAGCAUAAGCUUGACGCGUUGCUCGACUACGCGAUACGCUGAGAGCUGAGCCACACGCCCGCGUCGAGGAGCAGAGGGAUGCCA